This is a messenger RNA of Cladophialophora immunda, 1141 nucleotides long. RefSeq lists its product as uncharacterized. The transcript is spliced from 2 exons. The coding region runs from base 51 to 707 and encodes 218 amino acids. Gene Ontology annotation, molecular function: zinc ion binding; SUMO ligase activity. The record is from RefSeq and is a predicted model, not a curated record. Gene Ontology annotation, biological process: protein sumoylation. NCBI's taxonomy places the organism in Eukaryota, Fungi, Ascomycota, Eurotiomycetes, Chaetothyriales, Herpotrichiellaceae.
AGAAAUUCUUUGUUGUGAUCAGUCUAGUCUUGCAAAAACAGAUUGACGCAAUGGUCGCCGAUAUCAGGCGAGGUCGUGCGAUUCCCAGAGAUCAAGUCAUCCAGGAGAUGCGUCGGAAAGCUGAAGACCCGGAUGAAGUCGUGGCUACAUCUAUGGUGCUUUCGUUAAAGGAUCCCGUCGGGCACACACGCAUCACAACGCCCUGUCGUGGUAUCUGCUGCGUUCAUCUGCAAUGCUUCGACGCGGCCCUGUACCUACAGCUCCAGAAACAAGCGCCUACGUGGACAUGUCCCAUCUGCAAUAAAGCUGCGGGUUGGGAACAACUGGCUCUGGACCAGUUUGUUAACGACAUUCUGAACCAGACGCCAAAAAGUGUUGAGGCGGUAACCGUCCCAGUCGACGGGAGAUGGUAUAUUCCGAUCGAAAACAAUACUGUUAGUUGUAAGCCCAACCCCAUGCCAUUGGUCAAGACAGAACCAUUGUCCUCUGGAGGGGUAACCACCGCCCCUUCAGCGUCGGAACCCAAGAGACGCAAAAGGCAUGGAACACCAGAAAUCAUUGAUUUGACUGGGAGCGAUGACGAGGAAUUCAGGCAAGCUCAACCCCAAUCACCAUUGUGGCAUUUCACAGGUACAAUAUCAUCAGGGGAUACAGGGGCGUUUUCUACAAUCUCCUUCCUACUUAAGAGGAAGGAGGUGGGAGGAUAGCUUGGUUACUGAGUGCAUACGUACGACCGACAGAACGCUCAUCUUCCCCAGCCUAACGACCGUUAUACACCCCCCAGUUUACUGCCUGACUCUAUUCCGGUCUGGAGUGAUAGUCAUUCCACAUAUUAUUAAGUCGGUCUUGGCGUGCCGUAGGUGACUUUCAUUCCACGGCGUUCACUCCUGUUGAUUCAGGAGGAUCGUGAAUAGGUCAUGGAUUGGUCUGUCUAUCUGUGUCUGUCCUCAGGCCAGGCCUGAACGUCUAUAUACAGAAUGCUAGGUGCCAGGAAGACCUCUCCUGAGUCUUGCCAUGUCGCAAGACCUCCUGGCACUAGGCGCAAUCAGGUAACGCCUGAAGCGCACCUAAAACGACAACUGAUUCAGGCGCAACAACUCCACACACAAAAUUCGGGUGUACCAUUCAUCGCAUAUUUCAC